GUUUUCCCAAUGAACAGCUGAUUUGGAAAAAGAAUCAAAUAAACAAUACGCAAUAAUAACAUCCAAAUUAUAUUGCAUACAUAAAUGCAUAAUGUUAUAAUUUAUGAAGAAAAUUUACGCCUUAUGAAAAAUAAUGGAACAAGUACGGAAGAAAAACUCGGUUAAGCAAUUAAAGAAAAAUAAGAAAUCCGUAAAAAAUCAAGAUGGACUAUACGAUCAAGACACACAGAGUAACCAGACACAAGGCAGUGAGAGUUCUGAAGCUAUAAACAAUGCAAGCAACGAGCAACCAGAAUUUGGUGAUGAUAACAUUUCAACACAAAGCUCUUCCAGAGAGGUUGAUGGCAAGUUGCAGAAAAUGCCUGUUUAUUCUGAACUUUGUUCUGAUACUAUAAAUUCUGAUGUUAUUGGGGAAAAUAAGUUAGAGACAGGGAAUGGUAAAAAUAUCCUACAGGAAAAAAUUUAUGAAAACAAGGUAUCAAAAAAUAGUCUUAAUGAACCAGAAAAAUUAAUGAUGAAUCUUGGAAGUAUUAAUCAGAGCGAUAAUUAUGAAGAUAAUUCAACUAGUACAAUAAAACCAUACACUGAAACACAGUUGUCAGCUUUCUAUACUAACAAUGAGUUGAAUAUGAUUGAAAGUUUUACUCAACAGUUUGCUGAAGCUGAACUACAAGGUUUAGCUCUCAGAGCUCAUCCUUUGCAUGAAAUGCUUUCCAAUUAUCUUAGUAUAAGAGAAAAACUUAAUGAGAAUACCAUUGAAAUUGAUCAUUUGAAGAGGGAAUAUGCUGAUAUAAAAAUAAGGCUUUGGACUUUAAAUAGUGAAUGUGUUUCUGGUAAAGGAGAAUGCUCAAAUGGGGAUACAGUGACUGCUUCACAUUCCUAUGGAAAAUAUAUUUUGGACAAGUCCGCUUGGCAGAGUAUGCUGAGAAUAUUAACAAAAAUUCAGCAGUGCAUACUGGAAAAUCAUAAACUAUAUUCUUUUUCAGCAGAAAAUCUUAAACUACAGAUUGAAAUAUAUAUACAAACUAUCAUUUUACAUUGUUUGAAUGUAACUAAAUUAAAUAAAGAUAAGGAAAUCACAUUGAAUAUUGAAAAAGAACCUCAACACUGGAAACCGUAUUUGAGUGACUUAAGGAUUUGUGUGUCCAUUCUCUUUGCUUUCCAAAGAAAACUGAUAAAAGAUAAUCAGUUCAUUAAGGAAACUAGAGAGUGGCUAACUCGGCUAAUAGCUCUACUUCUGAGGGUUGCAAAUUAUCAGGACCAUCUUUUUAUAUUGAACCAUAUUUUGAGAUGUCCUGCAGGGGUUGGAAGUUGGGCCUCUUGUUUCAUUCAAACACCUCUUGUGCAAGGAUCAGAUUCCCCCUUUUCAAGUUAUGAAAUUAACCAUAUUCUUGCUAUUUUUGCUUUAAUUUUAUCACCCAUACAAGAUAGAGACAAGUUCUUAGCAGAAAUUGCUCAACCAAAAGAUGAGGUUCAAGAAGCCUUAUGGGUAGUAAUAGAUUCUGAUGGAGAAGAAGAUGAAGAAACAUCUGGCACUUCGUUGAGAGAGAACGAUUUGGUGGCCCUCUACAAUCAAUUACCACUGGGAUCUCUAUUUGGUGCUUUAUCCUUGAUAGAAGGACGACAUUGCCUGGAACACUAUGCGAAUCAAGUAACGGAACAGCACCUACUCAGAUUUUUUGCCUUUUCCACAUUGCUUCUUAAAAUAAUUCACAAAGGCCUCAAUACUUAUAACCAACCUAGAUAUUCGCAAUUUGCUAAAAGACUCAGUCGUCUAAUACUCCAUAUGGUGCAGUAUGCCACAGACCAAUGGGAACGAUUUUGUUCAAUGCAAAAUUUCGAUGAUCCGGCAAUGAUGCAAAGAUUACAAGUGGAAUAUGAUGCUUUCUUUUUGAGAGUCAUCUAUUAUCUAUAUACGUCCCAAAAGUUGGGUGCUUGGCAAUUUCUGGCAGUUGUACCUUACAACUCGGUGUCGUUAGCAGUAUUAUGGAAAAUUUUCUAUUUUCUUCAUAGUACAGAUGUUGGAACCAAGGAAUUACUCUCGCCCACAAAUAUGAGAGAUUUUAGUGUCAACUUCAAGAAUCGAGAAUUCAGGGAUCAAUUUGUAGAUAAACUGAACACUUUGUCUGAUGGGGAAGUCUAUUACUUGCUGAACACUUUUGCCAAUGUGGCCUUAGCAAGAAGCGAAGAGGACCUGAUCAUUACAGCCACAAUGGAUUUGCUUCAAAUUGGCUUUGUCAAUCAAGCAACCCAAGAUAUAUGUUCGAAAACCUCAAGAAUUUUGCUGACACAUAUUACCUCAAAGCAUCCCUAUUUACUCACACAAAUAUUGAAACAGGUUAAAGAUCACAUUAAUGAAAUAGGAGAUCUUUCACUCUAUCUGUAUGAGGAACUUCCUCUUGCCAUCUGGCAAAUAAAUGACUGUGAUAUUGAACUGUUGUCAAGACUCAUCAGGACUAAGUCAGAUUCUCAAAUAGAGAAUAAACUCGCAAGGAUGAUAAUAUCCAGGUUGAAUUGGGAUUUCAAAGAGGACGGUACUUUAUUUUUACCGUAUCACACUCAUCGCAACAUUGCAAUACUGGUAUUGCAAGCAGUUGAUGAAGAACCUGCAUUCUCAAAUUGGGGAUGGCAGACAAUUUUGAGGUUGAAGUUACAUAUUAGUGAUGGUGGUUUCAAAGAUAUGAGGAUGGUGAUGGAAAUUGAUAAUUUUGACAUACUCCUCAAAGGUGUGAGAGAAAAAAAACCUCUUCAUGCAUUUGUAGCUCUACUAAUGACUUCUUGGGGUCAUUUGAUCCCGCUCAUAUGCAGCAAUGGCUUUGGUCAACUGCUUUUCCUUGAGUCUCAACAAAAGUAUGAAGCUGUUUUAUUUGCCCUCUUUCUGAUAAUGCCUCUCUUUCUGAACGCACAGGAGUGUAUUGUCAACUGUUUAGAAUUCCAAGAAAUAUUGUCUAACCUUCUUUAUGUCGAUCAAAGUUAUACGUCAAUAGCCAAAUCUUUGAUUGGGGCGCAAAGUACGGUGUUGCAACAGUUUGGAAACAUGAUAGAAACCCAAAUGAGGAAUUAUCAUAAUUAUAACUUGGAAAGUCCUAGAAUCCUAGUUAGAUUAUGGAUGAAUUCACUGGUGUCGGUGGAGCAGUGGACGAAAAACUAUGGUGUUUUAUAUUUGCUGGACGUGAUUAUUAAAGCUUCUUUCUUCCAUAAGGAUGCUUUAGAAGCUGCAGCAGAUGUUCUUAAAGAACUACUACAGGAUACAACGCCUCAAGAACAUGGGGGUGCAAUAAGCUCUAUUUUCAAGUGGGUUUCUUCAACAAAUCAAAACCCUUCAUUGAUAUCUAGUUCUCUAUCGCCAUUUCCAUGGUUGGCCUAUAUAAUGAUAGGAAUAGAGCAUCAAGAACGAGAAAAAAAGACUGGUCUUUGGAAGGAACUACUUCAGCAACUUAAUUCACAGAAAGGAAAGGUGAACGUAGAUUCAGCGAUCAAAAAAGCUGCUGGUAUUCUCAAGGUCAGUUCAGUUUCAUCCGCUUCUUUAUGUAUUUAUAGAUAUGCACAACAAGCGCUAGAUACGUCCAUAGAUCAUCCCAUACUUGUUUUGAUAUGGCAGAAAUUUUUCGAGCUCUUUUUUGAUCAGAUACCUGCUGCAGGAUCUCUUGAUCGAAGAAGUGUUGGAGACAAAUUUUUCGAAGGUGUCAUUAAUUUUGCAUUUCUGAAAAAAAUGGUAAGCCGUUUAGAAGAAACUGUACGAUACUAUCAGGAUAAAGUUUAUGAAAUGGAAAAAGAGAAAGAUAAUACAGAAAAUCUGUCAUUCUUCCAAUCUUGCUUGAAAGUAUUCACAGCAUAUGAACUUUGGCUGGUAGAACCCAGAUUGCACAAGGCGAAUACACUACUCCCAAGUUUUCCACCCCAGUAUGAACAGAAUCUACUCUUGUUUAUCGUUCGUGGUGAAAAGACACCGUGGUAUCCUUAUGUCGACUACAACAGAGUUAAACAAGAGCAAGUGGAGUCCAUAAGAAUUUGGAGAAUAUCCAACUUCAGGGAGAGCACUAACGUCAACAAGCCCUUACUAAAUCCUGAAGGGCAUUCGCAAAGCAAAGAUCCGGUUGAGAGGAUUCUGAAGAGGAUCGAAUCUUACGAUGUUCCAAAACCGGCCCCCAAAAUAGAAAUUGCGAAACCGGUGAUUCCUGCGAUAGAUAUAAGUUCGCUUGAAAACAUGUUCAGUAUGUUGAAUAAUCACUUCAACAUUUUAAAGAAUUUUGCAAAAGACCACUUCAAAAGCGUGUCUGGUUAUAAAGAACUCAAUGGAACCUAUCAAGAGCUGUUUCCUAAUCUUUAUAAACAAACUCAUGUCAGGACCCAGAAGGUAGUUAAAUGUCAAGUCAAAAGACAAAACGUUUAUUGUUCCAAAACAGUUGUGAUAAAUUUACAGUAUGAUGAGAGUAGAUUGGAUGUGGGAAUAAACAAUGUUAUCCUUUCCAACCGAACGAAAUAUGAGUCCAUCUUCGAUAUAUCUUCUAAACCUCCACCAACUUCCCUGUGUAACUCAGCAGUUGCCAUUGAACAUACAAUUAAAAUCCUUCAACAGCAAUUACAUUCUAAUGCUUCAACUGCAGAAUUGGGAGUUGAGUUAUUUUAUUAUAUCCUGAAAUUGAUUGACGACAAAACUCUGGAAUAUUUACCUACCAAGACCUUGUUUGUAACUUGCUUAGAAAAAUUGGGACAAUCACAUAUUUCUGGAGUGGAGUUCGAGUUACCUAGACUCUUAGAUAAAAUACUGAAAGAACCCAAUCUGGGAGAAUAUUUAGCACCCCACUUCGCACCAGGGAAUAUCGGUACAUCGAAUUUGCUACUGAUGUAUCAAAAAAUUUCGAAUGAAAUUGGACAAAAAUACGAUGUCUCAUUUGCUCUUUUAUCUAAGUUUGACAUCGAUAAAUGGCUGCAUAACAAGAACCCAAAGUUAAAUCAACGAUCUCAGUUCAUAGAAUUGAUCAUCAAAGGAUUGUCCGUCCUAGGAACUGAUCCACAGGUUGAAGCAUUAGUCCUCCAUGGGUUGUAUAGAAAACACCUGCUCGCUGUGUUUCAAUUUCAAUUUCCAGAGCAUUAUGGUGAAAUAUUAGUGAGUCUUUUACGUCACAGUUCCGAGACAUCAUCAUCAUCGUCUCCCGUCGCAAUUUCCGUAUGGAUAGAUAUACUCAACUCUUUGGCUUUUCCGAUACAAAUACACCCGAGAAAUCCUCUCAGGGACCAAUUGAGAGCUUACGCUCAGAAUCAGCAAAAAUUGAACUAUCAAGAAAUAUUGGAAACUUCACAACUGUUAUCGGGACAUUUCACCCAGGAAAGGUUGCAAUAUGGCCUCUACGGCUUAUACCCUAAAUGCGAACAGUACUUAGAUAUUUAUUGUUUGCUCUUGGGCAUGACGGGUCAUGCUCUGAUAAUAAGCUCCUUGAACACCCAUCAGGGAUUGGAAUCGGAUAAGAUGUGCGAAAAGAUUUGGCCAUAUAUAAGAGACAUGUUCGCUCCAUGGAUUGCACCAUAUUCCAUGCAGAACUUGAAGGAUUACAUGGCUACUUGGAUACAGCAGUUGACAGAUGACAGAUCGGUCCUAUUGCCUUGGAUCCCGUCCAGUGUUUUCUCGGCGCAGAAAAUGCUCGAUGCUUUCAAGGAAUGUGUGUUGUUCCUACUUCAUGUUCUCCCAGCUUGUUCUGUGAUUCUCAAUUAUGUUUGGCAGUGGUACGUAACUACUUACGCGCACAACUCUGUAAAAGAGCACAUCUUCAAUAGCAUCCAUCAGACAUUGCUUGUGUUACCGUGGAAUAAUUUUUGGCCAUCAAUCAACGAUUUGGAGGCUAUGCUAAGGAUAGUCGAUCAGUAUUUGCCAGAAUGCCACCAAUUUCUGGGACAAAUCUUCAUUUCAGUACAGUGGACCAACUGGAUGGGUCAGUUUUCUAACUGUCCAAUUCAGAUCAAGUCAAGGGUGUACCACUGUUACAUCAAUUUGUUGGUGAAAUUAUCCAAUGAACCCAAUAUUAGGAGUCAGCAUGUGGAGAAAUUUAAUAGUCUAUUGGUUCAGUCCGAAAACCUGGAUUGGGAUAUAUUAGAUCCUGGCGUGUAUCAACAUGUUAUGGAUUGGUACAUAAUGAGCUGUGAUUCUAAUGUUAUUUUCAAAAGUGAUCCCCUUGAUCUAGAUGUUCGAGUUUUACAGUUCCUGAAAACCAUUUCUGGUUAUGAUAAUGUGAUAGAAAGAAAUGAAAAUCCAAAUAUAUUAAAUAAAAGAUACGUGUACGUUCGGAGUUUUGUGAAACUCACGUCAGUUUACACAAGUAAGAAUAAAUUGGCUGUACCUUCUAAGGAGAAUGAAAUUUGUGCUGUGAUAAAUGCUAACAUUAAACAUAUGGAGAGGGUGGUCAGGUCCAAAGAAGAAUUGAGUGUUAUUUUACCAGAGAUUCUCAACAUAUUGAACGUUAAUCCUCUGGGUGACGUGAGUUUUAAAUGUAUCACGCAAUGGAUUUCGAAAAAGUCUGGGAACGAUCCUGUAUUGGAGACUUUGCUUAAUGUUUCAUGCAAGGCUGUGAAAAACUAUGAAUUUAUUGCGAAACUUUACGAGUCAGCUCUGGAAUGCUAUUUCCAAAAUGUCAAUGAGCAUUAUCAACCAACUUGGACACAAGUGAGGACGUUUGGAAAAAUAGUGGUCAAUAAUCAAGUAGAGCUGGAAGAAACUUUAAUUGCCAAGGAUAGCCUUCUCACUUUGAACCUGAUACUUUUAGAGAAAAUAACCAGUUGCAGUGAUUACCAGGCCUUAUUGAACAUAUGCAUAGAUUGGUUGCAGAAAAUUAAAAUAAGAGACGAUGUUGAGAGCAAAGUACCAUUGAUAUGGCUGGGCGUUCUGAAUGUUGCCCUAAAAUAUUGUGAGAUAGACGAACCUGCUGCAGGUGGAUCUUUAUACAAGUUCUCUCAAGUAUUAUUGCAAAUAGCGGAAGAUAAAGGUAGUUCUAGUUGGGGUAGAGGUUUCUUGAGUGUGAUAGGAAUUAACAGAGGGGAUACGAUAUCUUUACCAUUCCGAUUUCUUUGCCGGGCUUUAGGCGGAUAUAUUCUCGCGCAGCUACCGGAAAUGAAAGGCAAGCCUCAAAUAGUAAGGAGACAGGCCAAUGCUCCAGCUAGGGUAGGACAACCCGGAGGUAACACAGAGUGUGCUAAGAUCCUCCUUAAAUUAGACUUUGGCCAAUCUCAAGGGAAACUGAAGGAAUAUGCGGAAUUGGCUCUGAAUGAGAUUCAAGAUCCCAACAAUUCACUGCAUAAUGUAGGUGAUUUUCUCAUAUUAAUGUCGAAUCAGUUUUCCACUAAAUCGUAUUUCAAAGAUCUAGGCAAGCACUGACGCGUUUUUUUAUAUUACAUUAUUUAAAUGUAUAAAUAUUCAACCACCAAAGCUAGAUAUUUAAUACAUUUUGACAUAUUUU
Messenger RNA from Coccinella septempunctata (seven-spotted ladybird), 7448 nucleotides. RefSeq names its product ectopic P granules protein 5 homolog (gene Epg5). The record is from RefSeq and is a predicted model, not a curated record. Gene Ontology annotation, cellular component: cytoplasm. Gene Ontology annotation, biological process: autophagosome maturation. The transcript is spliced from 25 exons. The coding region runs from base 134 to 7366 and encodes 2410 amino acids. Lineage: Eukaryota; Metazoa; Arthropoda; Insecta; Coleoptera; Coccinellidae.